GUCACAGAGCGCUUACCUUCCCUGGUGCGCUCUCCUUUGAAUGGUGGCGUGAGGCCCGCCUCCUCCCGCGCCCGAACUGCAGUUCCCAGCGUGCCUCGCGACGCGUUGGGCGCGGGAGCCGUCGUCGUCAUCGCUGCUGCAGCCGCCGCUGCGGCUAACGCGCCUUGCCGUCGGGCUGCGGGGCCUCGCUUCGAGAUGUAAGCGUUCGCUGCUGCGGCCUACAACCCCCAGCAUGCCUCGCGCGGGGCCGGGGAAGCGCUUCCGGGCGGAGGAGAGUGUCGGUCGUAAACAUCCAGAUUCGACUUGGAGCUCAGAUUGGGGCCUCACUGAAUCCAGUCCUCCCAGUGACACUGACACCAUGUCUCUCUCCGAGUGCUACAUUGCAGUGAAGCUAGCUGACCAGCCCCUGGCUCCCAAAUCCAUCCUGCGGCUGCCAGAAACGGAGCUGGGCGAGUGCCCGCUGGGUGGCUGCAGCAUCUCCUAUCUGAAACAGCUCAUCACUGGGAAACUGCAGGAGUCUGUACCUGAUCCGGAGCUCAUUGAUCUGAUCUACUGUGGCCGCAAACUACGGGAUGACCAAACACUUGAGUUCUACGGGAUCCAAUCGGGUUCCACAGUCCACGUCCUCCGCAAGUCCUGGCCGGAACCAGAACAGAAACCAGAACCCGUGGAUAAAGGUGCAGCUAUACGAGAGUUCCGGGUCCUGCACACGGCCUUGCACAGCAGCCCUGUCUUCAGAGACUCUGUCUUCAAGAUGCUGGGGAAUAAGGAGUCCCUGGACCAGAUCAUUGUAGCCACGCCCGGCCUGAGCAGUGACCCCAUCGCCCUGGGAGUCUUGCAGGACAAGGACCUUUUCUCUGUCUUUGCCGACCCAGCCAUGUUGGACACGCUCAUCCCAACCCACCCUGCUUUGGUGAAUGCCAUAGUCCUGGUUCUUCACUCGGUGGCAGGCAGCACACCCCUGCCCACUCCAGAGACCUCCUCGCGUAGCAUGGCUUCCAGCUCCUAUCGGGACAUGCCAGGUGGUUUCUUGUUUGAAGGUCUCUCUGAUGACGAAGACGAUUUCCAUCAGAGCACAAGGACCACGCCCUCCAGCAGCACCUCUGGGUCCCGCCCAGCAUCCCUGGGCUACACAGGGGCAGCAGGGCCCCGACCCAUCACGCAGAGUGAGCUGGCAACAGCCCUGGCCCUGGCCAGCACCCCCGAGAGCAGCUCACACACCCCCACCCCUGGGACCCAGGGUCAUUCGUCAGGCACAUCUCCCAUGUCCUCCAGCGUUCAGUCAGGAACACCCAUCACCAACGACCUCUUCAGCCAGGCCCUACAGCAUGCCUUACAGGCUUCUGGGCAGCCAAAUCUUCAGAGUCAGUGGCAGCCCCAGCUGCAGCAAUUGCGGGAUAUGGGCAUCCACGAUGACGAACUGAGCCUCCGGGCACUGCAGGCCACAGGGGGAGAUAUCCAGGCCGCCCUGGAGCUCAUCUUUGCCGGAGGAGCCCCCUAAGGGGUGGGCGGGGGUCCGUCUCGGAAAGACACCAGGAGGUUAUUUUGCACGUCCACCCUCGCCACUCCUUGGAUGUCCACCACUCACCAUUGCCCUGUGCUCCAUCCUUGCAUCGAGCAGUCUGGACCUGUUCCCACCCCUUCCUUUUUUCCUGCCUGAACAGAAUCUGGGGCCGAGUGGCUGAAGAGCUGUGACGACAGGAACUCUGACAUGGGAUGAGAGUUUGGAUCCUGUUCUCUUCUAUUUACAGCAACCAGUCUGGGCAAAAAGGACAAGACAGACCAGGCAGCUGGUUGGCAGUAGCCCCCUCUAUGGAUGACCUGGCUUGGUCAGUCUGAAGCGGCUGCAGAGACCCCGGAUGCCUCCCGUUGCCUGAAGCACUGGUGACAUUUCUCCUUCCCUGUCUGUGGAUUUGUCCCUGCCACUCUCCAUGGCUCGUGCCAGGUUUGCCGUCUUUUGUGAGCGAUUCCAUUAAAGCGGCCCUUCCCUAA
This is a messenger RNA of Hemicordylus capensis (graceful crag lizard), 1992 nucleotides long. RefSeq names its product ubiquitin like 7 (gene UBL7). Gene Ontology annotation, molecular function: polyubiquitin modification-dependent protein binding. Gene Ontology annotation, cellular component: cytosol. Lineage: Eukaryota; Metazoa; Chordata; Lepidosauria; Squamata; Cordylidae. The record is from RefSeq and is a predicted model, not a curated record. Gene Ontology annotation, biological process: ubiquitin-dependent protein catabolic process. Bases 233 to 1501 code for a protein of 422 amino acids. The transcript has 11 exons.